This is a messenger RNA of Aspergillus melleus, 1953 nucleotides long. RefSeq lists its product as uncharacterized. Bases 1 to 1953 code for a protein of 650 amino acids. Lineage: Eukaryota; Fungi; Ascomycota; Eurotiomycetes; Eurotiales; Aspergillaceae. The record is from RefSeq and is a predicted model, not a curated record. The transcript has 2 exons.
AUGAACUUGCAGAUCUGUCCUCCAGAUCCACCCAAUCUAUCCUCAAUCGUUCGAAACAACGACGUCCUCCAGCCAUCAAAAGAGCAAGAAGUGCCCGCGCUAGAAAGAAGUCGCGCAUACUGGUAUCCCACCGCAUUACUCGCACGCACCUAUCCCAGGCAGGGGCUGCCCUCGGAAUUCACAAAUCCCCAACAUGCCCUUCACAGAGUCCCCAGAUUCCCAGGGCCGUUAAAAGCACCCUUUGGGCGCCCCUUCGGUAGGACUCAAAUUCUCGCUCUUUGUGCAUUAACUUCGUCUACCUGGCGGUUUGCCGGAGACGCGAGCUGCGAUGGGGUCAGGGGAGAGAUAACCAGACUUGCUUUGGUCCAGAUCGGUACUCAGAAGGCCAUUCCGUUUAGUUUCUCGGGGGAUGUCUUUCGCCAGUGGGUUGGGACUUCGGAGGAGAAGCUGAUUGGUGCGAAUUAUUUGGGCAUUCUAGCGGCUGGAUGGUGUUAUGUACUUUCUGCGUGGCUUGUGGAAGUGCAAGGAGAUGGUGCUGGUAUGUGUUAUACCAACUCUCAAGCUGAUAUUGGCUCAAACACGAAGGUCGAGAAUUUUCCGGAACGGACACACUCGAUCGACUUGGGAGAAGAGGCAAGUGCAGAUGCUAAACUUGUUCGUUGGUGGUCUGCGAUUCUUGCGAAAGACGAAGGAUGGAACGCUGUUGUGCAAGAAGGUCGUCUUGAUGGUGAUGCUUUUGUUACGCCUUGGAUGGUAACCCGCACGUGUGAAACCUCUUUCAUCGUUGAGACACAGCUGGACAAGGACGUGGUAUCAUCAGAGCGGGUACCUCUUUCGUGGAGCGAAGCGUUCGAUGCCCUUGCUGGGUUUGCGCGUACCCAUGCUCUGGGAAGCCAGCUUUCUAUUGCUCUUGCAGUAGCCAUGUCCGUCCCUAUGCAUCGAUACUAUGGUACGGAAGUCAGAUGUCCACCUCCAAGCACUUGUGGUGCUGGAAUAUCACCUACGUCUUCAGAUGAUAUGCUACGCGUGCCGAAUCACCUGAAAGACGACCUCGUUUACUAUAUAACCCUCAGCUGCAGUCCGGAAGUCAUGAUCUCCACCCUCUGCGGAGCAUUCUGGCAACCCAACAUCCCCUGCAACAUGGUGACUCAAUGGCUUCACCCCUUUAUCGAAGAGAUCUUACCCUCAACUUCAGAGGCCAAGAGCCAAGAACUAGCCGCUUUGAUAUGCGCCAUCCGUCGACCAACUAUCAGCGCGCUUUGGAUCGGCGCCGCAAUCAGCGGGAUAGUCCCUACGCUCCUGGAACGUGUCAAGCGAGGCAGAUUACCCGUGGACGCCGUCUCGUUCCCAUGGACUGGUGCGCGGCAAAGCUUCAUGGAUGAGCUAGGAGAGGGUCCGUAUACCUGCCCUCAGGAUGUGGAGCAUAUCUCGCGACCGGAUGUGUGGCGUUUACUGCUCCUGUCUCCGAUCGAAGAAGACGAACUAGCGUAUGGGUGUGGGCCCCCGACGCCGUGGGAGCCAUGCGGUGUUUCUGGGACCAGGGACUGUGCGCUGCGCGUGUCUGCGCAUAUAAAGUGUUCUCGACAUGGAUAUAGCUAUGAUCACUGGACCUGGGAUCUAGAUAAUGGCACCACGGUGCGAGAUUAUGGGUUCUCUAGUUCGGGAAUAUCUCGUACACUCGUUUCUGGCAAGCCUUCCGACAUUUCGAAGAUCGAUAUUGACUCUCAUUCGUUUGUGAAGAAAGAUCUCGGUCCAGAUCGCGAAGCUUCUGAGAAAGCAUCAAUGGAUAUUUUCCGCUGGUUUGUACUUGGUGGCGAAGGCGUCCCUCCUGAGAAGAUAUACCGGGAUGAGUGGUUACGUGGAUUGUGGGAUGAUGAAGAGGACUCUGACGAGGAAGUUGAUGGGAGUCACCGAGUUUCUGAGUCAAAGUGCGCUGAAAGAUUCGAAAGUUGA